UGAAUCUAGAAACGUCGAACAAGAAAAGGGAGCUUCAGUUAAAAGUAGUCAUAUGGGCAAUCAUUCCAUAUGUAUGGAUUUGGAUAUAUGUAAUAAAUUAUGACAAUGGACAGUUGAACACACGAAAUCAAAAUGAUCUGACAGACCAAAUGCGGUCAUAAACAGGAACGUACCAGCAAUAAUGUCUGUCAUUUGUAGACAUGAUCGAACCCCGAAAGUUGUCAAAAAUAUCAUCCACCGGACUAUCAAAGACAAAAAUGUAUUCAAUACUCCGACCAAAAAUGAAAAUCGUAGGCCUAGGAAACUUAGUAUUUAUUCACCGGCAGUCAAGCUUCCUCAGAUAGAACGUGUAAUAAAUGUUCUCCAAUUUAGUGACAUAGAAAUCAAGAAAUGUUUGGGCUCUGGUGGAUUUGGAUCAGUCUAUGAAGGAUUUAUAAAAGGAACACGUGUUGCUGUUAAACGACUUCACGCGGUUACGAAGAACCCAAAGGCUCGGGACGAGAGCUUUAAAGCCGAAUUGCAUACUAUCAAUCUGAAGCAUCCCAAUGUUGUACAGACGUUAUCUGCAAGUUCCACGGAUACAUUCAUCGUAAUGGAAUUCGCUGGAGAUCGUAAUCUUCAACAGAUCAUUAAUAAUCCGGAUGAACAUAUUAGUGAAAAGGCAAUGCUUGCCUACUCGCUGGACCUUGCUAAAGCGAUGGAGUUUACACAUGAAAACCAUAUAGUACAUCUUGAUAUCAAACCCGCCAAUAUCAUAGUAACUCCAAAAGGAAUAUGCAAGCUUUGUGAUUUCGGAUGUUGUCAGAAGGUCGAGAUUGAUACUGGUAUAGUGAGUCCUACAAAAAGGUCCUACCUAACUGGCACUUUCGCAUAUAGGGCCCCCGAGCUACUUAAAGGAGAGGCCCCCACAUUUAAAGCGGAUGUAUACGGCUAUGGAAUAACAUUAUGGCAGAUCAACUCGAGGGAUACUCCAUACAGUGGACAGAACCAACACGUUGUGAUUUUUGGUGUCGUGUCUUUAAAUGUGAGGCCAAAACCUCCAGUGAUUGAUCAUUCUGCUAGUCCAGUGCAAUCGCUUUACCAAGGACUUUACCAGGAAUGUUGGGUGGCUAAACCAGAGGAAAGACCUACAUCUAAGGACAUUGUUGAUACUUUGGAGAUUUGGCGGGAAUAUUAUUAACUGUAAUUGGAACACCCCUGCCUUUGUUAAAAACUAUUUCUUUCAUUUACUAGCACUCAAAAUCUAAUAUGGCGGUAUAGCGCAUUUUCAUUGAAAAGGCAGUGUACACUGUAUAGACCUAAUAAUGUUUUUAUUAAUUUAUUGUAUAUGUCAUAUGGUAUUUUUAGAUUGAACAGUAUUGUAAAUAUGCAAU
This is a messenger RNA of Owenia fusiformis, 1373 nucleotides long. The record is from the annotation of a GenBank genome assembly. Lineage: Eukaryota; Metazoa; Annelida; Polychaeta; Sabellida; Oweniidae.